CGAGUUUAGCCAAUUGAAGUCCACCACUUCCGGGAGUAGCGCGCUCACUGAAGUGUAGUCAGUCAGGUCUGUUCCUUCUAAGUUUUUAUGUGCAUAGUAUGGCUCAGUCAAGUUCCAGUCUUGCUGACUGUAUGGAAUAUUGGUUGAAUAAAGCUAUUGAAUGGGGGCAGACCAGCUCUUUAGAAUCCAUACAAGAUGUUUGCCUCCACCUGCAGAGGUUAAAUGAUUUCCUACAACAGCUUUCUAAAGAUCUCCAUUAUAUGAACACUGCAGUGGCCAUAAAAAAAUAUCCUUUAGUCGGGCAGUUACUUGGUAGACUUUGUUCGAUUCCCUGUGUUGUAGUGAGUGAAGAAUGCCAGAAAGGGUUGCUGCAGUGUUUGUGGUGCCUGUUCAGUGAUAAACCUCAAAAUGCAGUUGAACUGAAAGCCAAUGAUUGGAUAAAGAGUUUGUUACAACAUUUAAUUUCUGGUCCUGGGGAUUACAUCUAUUCUUUGGACUCUUUUAUUCGUCUCCUAGGAUACACAUCUGACGAGUAUCACUCAAGUUAUCUUAAACAUGUUGUUUCUUCAUUAGUGAAAGAACUUAACAGAGGCAAUUGUACUGAACCUUUUAUUCCUGUAUGGUUAACACCUGAAAGACUGAACAGUUUAUCUACUCUUUGUAUACCUCUUGUUACUUGUUCUGAUGCCACUCCGUUAAUCAGUGCCCUGCUUUUGCACUCUAAAUCUGAUUCUGAAGAGGUGCUGAAUACUGAUUUAUUUGAGUCCAUUAACAAGGCCUUAUUACAGAAGAAAAUUGUUCUCGAAGAAAAUGUGAUUAUGAAUCUCUGGUUGCGGUAUUUUCCCUGCUUUGAAUCAGCAGCAUUAAAUCUAAUUGAAAUGCUUAUUUCAGCUCAGCUUUCUAAUCCACAUGAGAUGGAGAAAGUCUGUAAAGACUCCAUGCUGCCAAAAGCAUCUGCCUAUCACCCUCCACUUUUUCACAUUAUAGAUUACAUCUUCAGGUUUAUUCUGUUGGAGUCAGAAGGAAGUCUUAAAAUCCAGAAUUUUAUGAGGAUAUUUACUCAUUGCUUUCUUCAAGAGCAACAGUUUCUGACGAAGCUUCCUCUAAAAGCCUUUUUUCCUCUUCAUUCUCCAUGUGUACUGACAGCACUUCUGUUGCAUCCCUCAGGUGUCCCUUCACAUAUAUGGCCUAAGCAUUUGUUUUACUUGUCUCAAACAUUAAAAAACAGCGUGCAGAACAUGGAAAAUAUACAAUCUCAUAAGGGAGUAUUUGAGAACUGGUUUUUGCUAGUCCAUUGUGGAGACUGGGUGGAUAUUGCUGCACAGCAGCUAAUUACUUUGCAAAUUCAGCCUUCAGAUUCUCUGCUGUGGCUUUUAGCAUUUUACCACCACCCUAACAACAAAAACCAACAGAGAACAAAAUUACAGGCACAUGCAAGGACAGUUUCUGAUCAUUUGAGGACACUUUUCAGAUGUGCAGAUCUCUGUGUCACACAACUUCAGAUGGCUUUAUCUUUUUGUGCAGAAAAUCCUCUACACAUUCAUACCACAAAUCUUAUCAAUCAGCUGCUGUUAAAUUUCCUAGUCUUUUCUAAUGGUGGCCAUAAAAUUGCAAAGGAUGUGAUCCAAAAGAUGAUGCAAGGUAGUCAAGAGGAUCUGAUUGUGCUUUCAAGUUUUCAACAAAGACUGAAAUAUUUUGGAUUAAUUGACUACAAAGCACAGAGAACGCUGGACCUGCUGUUUGAUCACCUUCAAAAUCAACCAGGAGAUAGGCCAGUGGAAGUAAUAUGUGACUAUAUACCAUAAUAUAAUGUAAUAUCUAGCGAUAUAACCAAAAUAAAUGACAGCAGCACACUGCAAAUUUAAAUAAACACUCUUUAUUUAAAGGAAAAUUAUCAGUACAUCAGUUUUUGUUUAACCUUAGUGCACAGAUAAGUAUUAGCCAUCCAUUCUUUUUCUGCACAUUCUUUUAUCAUUACUGGGUUACAGGCAAAAAUUCAAGUGGAAAUUAGGCAAAAACUUUUUUUAAAAAUAUUGUGUCUUACUAAUACAAGGAAAUUCAUUAAGAUCAGACUCUUAUUUACAGUGGAACACUACGCACUGAAAAACAAAUAAAAUGUUUGAAUAAACUGUUUACAACCAUCUAUAAAACAGUCACAGAGUUUAAUAUGGUUGUUAUCCAAUAAACAUUUAAAAUUACUUAUUGGUUCCAAAUGCAGUAUUUUAUGUUGGAAAUUAAUUCCAGAUAACAGUAAUGUAAAAACUGAAGGAUUUGUAACACAAUUCCAAAAUGAAAGUAGGAACUAUUAACUCAGUAUAGCUUUUUGUAGUUAUUAAAAGAAUGUUAAGUGUUGCAGUAGAGGCAUUACCAUAAGAUAAUUAAAUGUUGCUACAUUUAUGUACAGUUGUGUCUGGGGGUCCAGGUGGCCUUUGGCCUUCCCACCCCCCUUUUUUCUCCAGCUGGGGGUUUUGUUUUCCUGUCCUGUCUAACAGAUUGAUAAUGUAUGUUGAUGGAAGUAGACAUUUACUUUAUAUCCUACAUUUAAAGACCUAAUGUAGAUUUUAUUUAUUUUAAUUAUAAUAUUCUGGUUUAUUAUUUUAAACCAUUUUUUUAUAUCCAGGUCUUGUAUUUUUAUUAUUACUGUAUAUCCAUUUGUAAAAUCUGUCAAGAGAACUUUAAAACAUAAGUUCUUUAAGCUAGUAGUGUACAGUAUAACCUAAAAUUUGUAAAACAGUAUGAUUAACAAUUUGGACAGCUUUGGUAUGUACUGGUAUAUUGUAUUUGUAUAAACAUUUCUGAUGUAAUCAUAUUUUCUUUAACAAAUUACAAAUCUGUUAUAAUGAAAGGCACUAAUUUUAAAAAUGGCAACUUAUAAUGACCACUUGUAUGAGUAUUUUCACUGACAGCUUUCCAAAAGUAGACCCUAUCUAGUAAUAUUCACAGUUGCACACUUUCUAAGCCCAUAUCACCUUGACAGGUACAUAACACCACACCUCAGUGUCAGUGUUAGUUGGCAACCCAAUCUUUAUUUUUACAUCGCAAAGGAAGGAAUUGAAAGUGCCAGGACAACCACUAGUGCCAAACAAUAUCCAGCUUCAACCUACAUACAAAAGAGAAUGGUAUCAGCAAUCGGCAGUUGUACAGUAAACUAUCUAGACAUGGCAUGAUGUGAUGUCCUACAGAUGUCUGAGAUGUUUUAUGUUUUUCCAACAGUUCUUUGGACAUAUCCAUUAAUUUAGUCAUAGACUUAAGUGAUGCUUCGAUGAUAAAGAAAGGAAUGAUAAAAACUGGCUAGCCAGAUCAACAGUAAUCUUUAGAGAAUCACUUCAAAAUUUAUAUUAAGACUGACUGAGAUAACAACUACAACAACAUUUAUUUAUAUAGCACAUUUUCAUACAAACAGUAGCUCAAAGUGCUUUACAUAUUAAAGAAUAGAAAAAUGAAAGACAUAAUUAUAAAAAAUAAAUCAACAUAUGAGAUAAACAAUUAUAUUAGGAAUCUGAAGAUAGUCUGCAUCCUGUGCAUACAGUUCUACUGCAUACUAAGUGCAUGAGUGCAAAGUGAUGAGAAAAUAAACUCAAACGUUUUGAUUUGGGAUUUGAAAUGUGAUAAAAACAUAUAAGGAUUGCAGUAAAAAAAAAAAAUUACAUUUUUACAACUGCAAAGCCAAUCUUAGUUUAAAAGUUUAAAAAUAAAAGUAAAUAUUGAAAUAUCUUAAAUUAAUUUGCACAUGUGGUGAAUUGCUGAUAAAUUCACUUAUAAGGACUAAGUAUUUGUAAGAUGAACUGGCCCAUGAAGGUACCACAGGGCGAAACAAAUGGAGCAUCUUUAAAUGACAUAGACUCCAAACCAAAAAGUUCAAAAGGUGACCUUCGGAACCAGAAACGCAAAAUCAAAAUCCUUACAGAAAGGAAAGGUUAUGAAGAGGAGUGGAUUUAAAACAUAUAUUUUUUAAUAUAAAUAAAACUGCAAUCUACUCUUUGAAAAUUCCUUUGAAAUCCCAAGACUGGUCAUCUUUUGAAAAAAGUUAAUUGUUUCAAGAAAAUUUUGUAUAGAUUUGGAACAACAAUUGCCUGUUCUGCAGGGAAUAAAUAAUGUGUCAUGUGGUGUGUCUACCA
Messenger RNA from Polypterus senegalus (gray bichir), 4118 nucleotides. RefSeq names its product FA complementation group C (gene fancc). Gene Ontology annotation, biological process: nucleotide-excision repair; cellular response to oxidative stress; interstrand cross-link repair. Gene Ontology annotation, cellular component: Fanconi anaemia nuclear complex. The record is from RefSeq and is a predicted model, not a curated record. The coding region runs from base 99 to 1805 and encodes 568 amino acids. The transcript has 15 exons. Lineage: Eukaryota; Metazoa; Chordata; Cladistia; Polypteriformes; Polypteridae.